This is a messenger RNA of Marchantia polymorpha subsp. ruderalis, 3252 nucleotides long. NCBI's taxonomy places the organism in Eukaryota, Viridiplantae, Streptophyta, Marchantiopsida, Marchantiales, Marchantiaceae. The record is from the annotation of a GenBank genome assembly.
AUCGUCCUGGUGCUGGUGCUGGCGCUGCUUCGUCCCUUUGCUUGCGCUGCUGCUUUUCGUGAGUCGAGCUCGAGGCUGGCGAGAGAGCGAGCGAGCAGGCGACGAGACGAGACGAGACCAGGCGGUGGCGGGAGGAAGGCAGCAAGUUCUCAACCCAGUAAUUGCAGUCUUUGUCGUUGCUUUGCGGAGAGAGAGAGACAGAGAGAGGAGGCGGUCGUUGUCAGAUAAGAGAUAUGUGCGCUCUGCUGCUGUCGAUGAUGGGGACGUGGGUUCGUUUCGCGUGAGAUGAGACCGAGACCGAGACAAGGAGCAGCAGUAGGAGGAGGCAGAAGAGUGCGAGCCGAACGAGACGACGAUCGUUGUUGAGACGAGACGAGCGGACGAGAAGGAUUGCGCUGACGACGAGGACAAAGCUGCCGUUGUUGAUGUUGUUGUCAUCGUCGUCGUUGUUGUCGUUGUCGUUGCGAGGAGGAGGAGGCAAAUGAGUUGUUUGGUGUCGUAGGCAGAGGCAGGAGGGAGAGGGAGAGGGAGGACGAGGAAGAGGAAGAGCUGUUUGUAGUUUUCGGUGAAGCGGACAGGUCGGCUGCUUGCUGCUUGUUACGCGGCAGAGUGGCCACGGAUUGCGGUGGAGCGUUUGCGCACAGGAGAUUGUUGUUGCGUCGGUCGGCAUGCUGGGGCGGGCGCCUCGGUAGCGGUGCACGAAGACAUGUGCUUGCCGUCGACGACAGGCUUGUGCGGUUGUUUUCUGGGGGCGAGGAGCGAAGUUGUCUUCCGGAGGGCCGACUCUCGCUUGCAUGCUGGGGACGAGCAAUUAUUGCCAGGAGGAGGAGUGCGGUUGUAGAUGCCGGCAGGGCGCAAAAGUGUGUCUUUAAUAAUCGAGUGUUGUAGUCGUAGAGGAAGGCCGACGACGCGGGACGACUUUUCGUAGCAUUUUUUGCCGACAACUCGAGAGAGCGCGACUUGCACGAAGUGCACGAGGCUUUUCGCUGGAUUUCGACGAUGCCCACGGCGAGGUUGUAGUCCGCUGACAAUUGGUGGGCGAGGGCUCCUCGGCUCGUCGCUAGCUUUGAUCUACUCUCGGCGUCUGCCUGCUGAGGCGCUGACGACGACGGCACGAAGGAAGGGCUGUUGUUACGUUUGCCGCCCAUCGCCCCUCAGCAUCAUCGUCGUAGCGCCCUUCGGAUCCUUGUUCGGAAGUCCAUCGUCAACGGUGCCACUUACAUUUGUGCAGUCGGAGGCUGUUUGAGGAGCUAGCGGCCGGGGUCACAAACGCAGAUCUUCAUGCCUCUAGAGCCUGCACUGCCUGGAGAUUCCGGUAGGAAUUGCCGCAGAGCACCCUGCAUGGCUUCCGUAGCGUUCACCGAUCACUGCGACCGCCUCCCGGACUCGCUGUUGUUGCUAAUUCUCAACAAAGUGGCCGACAUCAAGGCUCUGGGGCGAUGCUGUGCCGUGUCGAGAAGAUUCUACGCUCUGGCUCCGCUGGUGGACAACGUGGUGGUGAAAGUGGACUGCGUGAUUUCUGGAGAGGAGAACAGCUUGAACGUCAAGGGCAGAGGUAUACUGAGUAUCGUUCGAUUAGUCAUGGGCAGCAUCUUCAAGCCUAUACAGGCUCUGCAGCACCUGCUGGGGCCGAAGAAGGCGAUUCUCACCACCGAAGUAUCUCACCACUCUCCCGGAGAAGUAUUGAAGAACUUCAAAGAAAUUCAAAAUCUCAGAAUAGAAUUGCCAGGCGGCGAGCUUGGCAUCGAAGAGGGCGUUCUGUUGAAGUGGAAGGCAGAGUUCGGAAGCACUUUGGAAAGUUGUGUAAUUCUAGGCGCUGCCUCGUUAGUGAAGGGAACUGAGGUCGAAAAGAAGGGAGGCAAGUCCGAUGGCUCCAAUAAGCCAUGGUGCUCGCAGGUUAGAACAGACGGAAGCAGGACCGGCGAAAGUUUGAUCCCCACGCAGCCAGAUGAUAGCGGGAGUAUCCCCGCAUCCUUUUACACAGAUGGAGGCCUGAAGCUAAGAGUAGUUUGGACCAUCAGCUCUCUGAUCGCCGCUUCAGCUCGACACUAUCUUCUUCAACAAAUCAUUUCCGACCAUCCUACUCUGGAAAGUUUGGUAUUGACGGAUGCCGACGGCCAGGGAAUGCUCUGCAUGAGCAAAGAGCAGCUGCGAGAGUUCCGGGACAAGCCCCUCGCUGCCUCUGCUUCUUCCAAUAGGACUCAAGUUCCCGCAUUGAACAUGAAGCUAUGGUAUGCACCCUACUUAGAACUUCCAGGCGGGACAGGUUUGAAAGGAGCGACUUUGGUAGAUAUUAGGCCUAGCGACCAGCCUGCUCGCAAGGAGUCAGAAGCGUUUGUGGUCGGAGCAUUUGAGGAGCCAUAUCGUACUGCUGCUAGCAUUCUCGCCAAGCAGCGCACAUAUCUCUUGGAAAUGAACUCGUUUUGAGUCUUCUUUUCCGAGUAAAAAACAGGUCCGUGUAAUCAAGCAGGGGGCAUUCGAGGAAGAAAGCUUAGGUCGCCUUUUUCCUCUCUUCUGGGGGCCUAACUUGUGUCCAGCCUUGCUGAUCGUCGUCUCAGCUCUUGGCGGUGAACGGAGGAAUCAGUGAAGUUCUGGUUGGGAAGGGGAUGCUGGUAGAGGACUUGAUACGUAGAGCAGGGCGACGUGAUGCAGGCUGCUCCUUGCGGUAGAAUUAAAGGUGAAAACUGGUGCUAGAAGGCCGUCGAUCCCAUCUCCGAUCAAAGAAGAGAUAGCAAGCUCUUCGGAAAGCAAGUGGACGUCGGUCUUGUUUGGGCGAUUCAUACCAUGAAGGGCUUUGUUGCCGUGGUCACAUAGAUGCGGAGCGGGAUGCUUGAAGUUUCUGUGACAGGCACAUCACACUUUGGAAGACGAGACCUAACUCCCUUCUUGGUUUUCACUAGUUUCCAGACAAAGCCGUCGUAUAUUCACUAAAGUAAGACUUGUAAACAGCAGCGGAAGGUUUUGACAAUGUUCUGGAAAGGCAUUUUUUGGGUCUAGGGUUGGACUUUUACUUUCAAGCUAGUACGAUACACGUAACGGGGAGAAACGCCGGUUAAUCGGAUUGAUUACUUUGUGUCAUGUAGAUGGUGAUCCUCUAUGCCGCCGCAGCUGUUGCUGGUGGGGAGAUCAAAUGUAGCUCAGAUGGGACAAGGCGAUAGUCGUCACUUUUGUUGACAUUGUAAAUGUCUAAGCUUUUGAUCAUCUAAUGUAAAUUACUCUUUGAAUCUUAAUCAAGUCGGAUGAGGUAUUGUG